Molecule: messenger RNA, 636 nt
Organism: Menidia menidia (Atlantic silverside)
Lineage: Eukaryota; Metazoa; Chordata; Actinopteri; Atheriniformes; Atherinopsidae
Source: the annotation of a GenBank genome assembly
AUGGCUGCACAGAUGCUCGCUGCCCUGCUGGCUUUCGCCUCCCUUUGUGCCGCAGCCGAACCCGACUGUAAGGAGCUGGUCAAGCCCCUGCUGCUGGACAGCCACAGCCCUAUCUAUGGGAAGUGGGUGCUGCAUGUGGGUUCGUGGGAUGAGCCCGGGCUGAAGAGUGACCUGGUGUCGGUCAACAGCUCCUGGGUGGAGCUGUCAGCAUCCUCAGACAGUGGCGUGAUGACCAUCUACUGGGCUGACCGCCUUAAUGAAGAUAAGUGUGUUCAGGGACUAGCGAACGGCACCAUUUCAGGAACCACCAGCCACACCACCUUCAUCAUCAAUGGUCAUACUUCUUACCAUGAUGGGAAGUAUUACACAACCUGCAACGACUGUCUCUUGUCUGAGGACACCACUCUCCUCCCUGACGGCAAGUCAAAGGGACGAUACCUUUUCCUUUUCACACGCACGGGCACUCUGGAGCCAUCUGAGUUGGACACCUUCAAGAAGCAGGCAGAGUGUCUGAAAUUUCUCCCAGAGUACCACUUUGGGGGCACAGAUCUGUGUCCAGACGACAGGGAAACUACGACGCCGGAGGCUGAAAAUACAGAGAAUGAUGAAACGGAGGCGCAGCCGACUGAAAAAUAA